Messenger RNA from Glycine soja, 2164 nucleotides. Its product is annotated as U-box domain-containing protein 38-like. Gene Ontology annotation, biological process: protein ubiquitination. The coding region runs from base 187 to 1743 and encodes 518 amino acids. Gene Ontology annotation, molecular function: ubiquitin-protein transferase activity; protein binding. Gene Ontology annotation, cellular component: nucleus; cytoplasm. The record is from RefSeq and is a predicted model, not a curated record. The transcript has a single exon. NCBI's taxonomy places the organism in Eukaryota, Viridiplantae, Streptophyta, Magnoliopsida, Fabales, Fabaceae.
UAUGUUCCGAAAAAAAACUUAUCUACUACCGUGAAUCCGUGAAACUAUCUUUGGAGACCGCAACGGCUUCAGGAACGAAGCGAUUUGGAAGACUGAGUCAGAGACUCUGAAUGAAUCGGUUGGAGAGAUAAGUCAUAAGAGAUCCUUGACAGAAUCCCUUGUUCAUUCCGAAACCGCUACAAAAUCAUGGGUGGCAACGGCAAACACAGGUGGAAAUUCAGCUUCCACCGUUCCUCCAACCAUCCUCCCAAGGAAUUCACCUGCCCCAUCUCCGGCUCACUAAUGUCCGACCCUGUCGUCGUAGCUUCGGGCCAAACCUUCGAACGACUCGCCGUUCAACUCUGCAAAGACCUCAAUUUCUCCCCCAAGCUAGACGACGGCACCCGACCCGACUUCUCAACCCUAAUCCCCAACCUCGCCAUCAAAACGACAAUCCUCCACUGGUGCGACAACGCCCGCACCCAACACCCGCGCCCUCCCGAUUACGCCUCCCUCCAGCGCCUCGUCUUAGAACAAAAAGAAAAUGACCGCGUUAGGGUUUCCGAAAUGGAGCUUCUCAACGCCGUCGCCGACCUCCCUCCCGUCAUCUUCUCCCACGCCGCCACCGAGUUAGGCCCCCGAGUCAACCACUUCAACUCGGGAUCCUCCUCCGAGCAGGAAUCCGUCAUCAUCCCCUCGAGUCCGGGAACUCCGUUACCGUUAACUAUUCGCCCGACGUGCUUCUCCUCUUCCUCCUCCUCCUCCUGCGAGAUCGAAAUCGAAAACCCUAACACCCCGGCGUCGGAGGAAGAAGAAGGACUAUUAAAGAAAUUGAAGAGUAACGAGGUGUUUGAGCAAGAAGAAGGCGUAAUCGCGCUGAGAAAGAUCACGAGGAACAAAGAGGAUGCUAGGGUUUCGCUCUGCACGCCGCGGGUGUUACUAGCGCUGCGUGGUUUGAUCGCCUCGCGAUACGGCGUUGUCCAGGUCAACGCGGUGGCGUCUCUGGUCAACCUUUCGCUAGAGAAGCAGAACAAGGUGAAGAUUGUUAGGUCAGGGUUUGUUCCGUUCUUGAUUGAUGUUUUGAAGGGGGGACUGGGUGAGUCGCAGGAGCACGCUGCGGGCGCGCUUUUUAGCUUGGCUUUGGACGAUGACAACAAAAUGGCGAUCGGCGUUCUCGGCGCGUUGCAUCCGUUGAUGCACGCGCUUCGUGCCGAGUCCGAGCGGACCCGGCACGACUCGGCGCUCGCACUGUAUCAUUUGUCACUUGUACAGAGCAAUAGAAUGAAACUGGUGAAGCUCGGCGUGGUCCCCACACUUCUCUCGAUGGUGGUGGCUGGGAAUCUGGCGAGCCGGGUGCUGCUGAUUCUCUGCAACCUCGCCGUGUGCACGGAGGGGCGCACGGCGAUGCUGGACGCCAACGCGGUGGAGAUUUUAGUAUCACUGUUGAGAGGGAACGAGUUGGACUCGGAGGCGACUCGGGAGAAUUGCGUGGCGGCGCUUUACGCGCUGAGUCAUAGAAGCUUGAGGUUCAAGGGUUUGGCUAAGGAAGCGAGAGUGGCGGAGGUUUUGAAGGAGAUUGAGGAAACGGGUACGGAGAGGGCGAGGGAGAAGGCGAGAAAGGUGUUGCACAUGUUGAGAACUGUGGGAGAUGGAGAUGGUGAUGAGAUUGACGAGUUUUACGACUCGGCCGGGUUGACUCGGAAUCGGUACCGAGCUGGUGCUGCCAGGAAUAGCGACAACCUCGUCAACACGACCACGUUUUAGGUCUCUGUUUCUCUAAUUUUUCGACAGUUUAAAAUAUUAGGAGAAGGGUUAAAUUUGUUGAUGAUGAAAUGUGUCCAGUAGGAAAAAAGAAUGAAUAGGAAAAUAAACUAGAUUACAUGGUGUUUUGCUGGUGUAAAUGAUUCUCAACCUGUUUUUUUAUUUUUUAAAAUUUUUGCUUUUGUUGAUGGGUGUUAUAUUGUAGUCUGUAUGUAAUCAGGGUUUAGGUGAAUUUUCGAUUGUAUGGUAAUGUGUACAUAAUUUAUACUUACUGUGUAGUGUUUACUAUUUUGGUGCACAGAAGACAGAGAUCUGCAGAGUGAAUUGUGGAUUGGUUUUUUUAUAUGUAAAGGUGGAUGUCACCUCGUAUAUAAACUAUACGAGGGGCCAAUAUUAUGCACAUGUCACUCACUCAUUAGUAUGA